AUGGCAAAUAUUGCUCAGGCCGCCUUUGUCGAAGACUUCGACGAAGAAAACCAUGCCCCGCUGCCUGAUACUCGUCAGGUGGCCAAUACCGCUGCCAAAAUAUCCAGUCGCACCGCUGCCACCGUCAACAGUACCCAAUCGGGCCCAUCGGGCGAGAGGGGUCCACCGAUCCCUCUUAAGGUAGACACCACCUCCAAACGAGUCGAUCUGGGAAGGAAAACAUCGACCCGCAAAGAUCGUCUCAAGGACAAGGACCGACCCUCACGGUCAUCGCGUGACGAAAAGGUGCACGCUGGUGCCUAUCAGCUCCCUACCCAUCCUCCUGCCCCCGUGCCAAGGUCGUCAUCCAAGAGUCGCCGGCGCGAUUCGGUCAAGGUUCAGCAUUACCACGACUCCUGCUACGAGUGUGCGAACGGCAUGUACCAUUCAUCCACCCCAGUGGAACCGCCAGCGAUGGAGUAUCCUUUUUAUACACCACAUCGGCCCCCAGGGCCCGACUACAUGCCACCCUCACCACACACCCCUCGGUAUCCAGGACCCGCCAUCCAGGAUAUCAACGUCACUCAAACAAGCCGUCCCCAAGUUCGGGCCUGCCGCUCCAACUCUUACCAGUCCCAGUCCGCCUACCAUUUGAACCAACGACCCGUGAGUUUCCAUGGAGCGCUGCCAGGUAUGAGCAUGUACCACCAGCAACCGAUGAAUUUCUACGAGCAUGGCCCGCCGCCGGCAAACUCUGCCUAUGCCAACCCGCCAGUCUAUCCCGAGUCAUCAUACGGAUCGUCGGGCUUCUACUACCCUGGCCCGGAAUAUGCGACUGCUGGCCCGCCGCCUGGGCGAGAUCGUUCGCGGUCCAGCACUCGAGAACGGUCGCGGGCGCGCCGGUCGUCGUCUGUUUAUGGCCCUCCUGUUGUCGAAUCUGAAGUUUUCUCGCCCUAUUAUGAGGAGAGUGAGCCAAUGGACCGCCGGUCGUCUCGGGAAAUUCGUGGACGGCGGUCAUCCAACUCAGCCUAUCCACGCGAUGAAGAUUACUAUCUCAUGCCACCCCCGCCACCUCCCGCCUCGAAACACCGUUUGGCGCCACAGAUCAUCCAGGCCAAGCGCCCAGAUCCGCCGCGGAAGUCCCAAACCGCUGGCGCCGUGCCUUCGCAGCACCGUCAGCCUAACGCUUUUGACAUGUCCGAUCUAGGGGCCGUACUGCCGGACCAUGCACACCGUCGCCUGUCGCGAGAGGGCACUUUUCUGGAGCGCAGUCAAAGUCAGCGCGAGACCCGGAGAUCCACCUCUUAUAAUGACCCUUCGCGGGCAACUCGGGUGGCCGUCGAGAGUUCUCGGCGCCCUCGACUGUCGCAGCACUACAACGGCCAUGGCCGCACUAGCAGCCUCGAGGACAAACAGCGGGAGAUCGAAGAUUACCAGGCUGCUCGGUCUGGCCGACCGGCCGGCGCUGCUGCGAUCCCGCUGUCGGCCGAAACGAUGCUGCCCCGCAAGGCAUCGAACCGCGUUGGCAGUGAAAGCGGCAGCCAGAAGAGCCGCUCGAACAGCAGUCGUGGCAGUGGAGGCUCCAAAGGGGACGACGAUAUCAACCUCGUAAUGGAUGGAGUGAAAAUGAGCUUCACGCGGGAGUCGGUCGAUGGCAAAUUAAUCAACAUUCGCCGGGGAGAUAGUAGCUUCCGACUCAACAUCGAGGGCAAUCGACAGCCCAAAGGCUACCUCCCUGGCCCUCCAUACUCCGACUAUACCCGCCGAGAACUAGAGGAUGGGCGGCACUCACGAGAUGACCGGCACUCAGACAAGGCUAGUCGCCGAUCCAGCCGGUCUACCUACAGUAGGAGCCGCUACCAGGAGUGA
Molecule: messenger RNA, 1848 nt
Organism: Penicillium lagena
Lineage: Eukaryota; Fungi; Ascomycota; Eurotiomycetes; Eurotiales; Aspergillaceae
Exons: 2
Coding region: 1-1848 (615 amino acids)
Source: RefSeq, a predicted model, not a curated record